AUGGAGACGAUAUUAUAUCAUGAAAGUCAAGGCACAAAGUCAUCACUUUAUCGAAAGAAUAUCCAGCGACUUACAAAAACCUUCCUCACGUUAUCUCUGAGUGACAUCGCAAGGAGAGUUCAUCUACAUGCACCGCAAGAGGCUGAGCAGUAUGUCAGAAAUACGAUUGAAGACGGUGAGAUCCAUGCAACUAUCAGCAAACAGAAUGGAAUGGUUCAUUUCCAUGACAACCCAGAAAAUUUGAAAACCCUGCAGUACUCAGACAUGUCGAGCAACAGAUGCAGCAUUGUAUCAGUCUAGAUGAGAAGCUAAAGAGCAUGGAUCAAGAGAUAGCUGUUAACCCGCAAUAUGUUCAAAAGAGCAUGGGAGUACGAGAAGACGAUGAAGUGGGCGGAGUCUUUGGAGGGAAAUAGGACACACUGUAUAGCUGGAUGUACAUAACCAUAGUGGAUUUGUGAACUGCAGGGAACAGGAAAACAGAAGAAUGACAUAACCUAUUUAUAUAUACCAACCUUUUUUUUCAAAAUUCAACCCUACAUGAUAUUGUUAUUUAAACAUAUUUGUGGCUUACACCCA
Strongylocentrotus purpuratus (purple sea urchin) is the source of this 576-nucleotide messenger RNA. RefSeq names its product COP9 signalosome complex subunit 3-like. Gene Ontology annotation, cellular component: COP9 signalosome. NCBI's taxonomy places the organism in Eukaryota, Metazoa, Echinodermata, Echinoidea, Camarodonta, Strongylocentrotidae. The transcript is spliced from 6 exons. Gene Ontology annotation, biological process: ubiquitin-dependent protein catabolic process. The record is from RefSeq and is a predicted model, not a curated record. The coding region runs from base 1 to 300 and encodes 99 amino acids.